AUGGGAGGACUGGGAAAGACAACUCUGGCUCAACUCGUCUACAACGAUGAGUUGGUAAAUGAACAGUUCAAGCUAAAAAUGUGGGUUCAUGUAUCUGAAGAUUUUGAUGUGGAAAAGCUCUUAAGAAAAAUUAUGGAGUCCUCCACUCAAAGUAAGUUUGAUACCUUAUCAAAUUUCGAUGUACUAGCUAGUAAAGUCCGAGAGCAAUUAAAUGGGAAGAAAUAUUUGCUAGUACUUGACGAUUUAGGGAACGAGCGAGAUGAGCUAUGGGAGAGACUCUGUAGUCCGUUGCUUGUUGGUGCUCAAGGGAGUAAAAUUUUAAUCACUGCUCGUAAGUCCCAAGUUGCAGAUAUUGUCAAGGGGAUUAUUCCUCCUUACAAAUUGGAAGAAUUACAAAAUGAGGAAUGCUGGUGUAUUAUUGAGAAGAAUGCAUUUUCUCCCGGUGGAGCCCUAAAGACUACAAACAUGACAAGCAUAGAAGUGGAGAUAGCGAAGAAAUGUGGUGGUUUACCACUUGCAGCAAAAUUCCUUGGUAGUCUAAUGCGUACUCGGAACAAAGAAGUUGAUUGGUUGUCUAUUCAAGAAAAUCAUAUCUGGAAUACACCAGAAAAUGAAAACAGAGUCAUAGCAACACUAAAAUUAAGCUAUGAUGACUUGUCGUCCCAAUUGAAACAGUGUUUCUCUUACUGUUGCAUAUUUCCUAAAGGUUGGGAGAUAGAUAGAAAAACAUUGGUUCGGUUGUGGAUGGCAGAAGGAUUUUUGGACUCCUGUAAAGUCGUAAAUGGAAGAUCGAUUGAAGACAUUGGAGAUGAAUACUUUGAGAGUUUGGUAUUGAGUUCAUUUUUGGAAUGUGGCAUAAUAAAGAAUUUCAAGAUGCAUGAUCUUGUGCACCAUCUAGCACAAGCUGUUGCUGGGGAUCAGGAAUUGGUGUCUCUCAAGGUCAGCGAGUUCAAAAAUACUUCUGAAAUACGUCGGUUACAGUUAAUAUUGGAUAUAGAUUUAUCAUCAACAUUUCUGAGAAGCUUAACUAACGCGAAGAAGUUGCGGACGCUUUUCAUUACUGAAGGUUCAAAAGUCUACCCUGAUAUAUUGCUAGAAAAUCAGCACUUGCGUGUACUGCAUAUAGGUCGUUCACCAGAUUGGACCUUUCCAAAGUUGCCUUCUUUGAGUUUUAAGCUGAGACAUUUAAGGUACCUCCAUCUUACUAGUCUUGAUAUUAGAGAAGUAGUGAAUGAUCUUUUCCCCAUCAAUAAACUUUAUAACCUAGAGACACUGGUAUUGCAUCACAUGAUAGGUAGUAUUGAAAAUCUUCCGACAAACAUUCAGUCCUUGAAAAAAAUUAAGACAUCUUGA
Messenger RNA from Papaver somniferum (opium poppy), 1353 nucleotides. RefSeq names its product putative disease resistance protein RGA3. The transcript has a single exon. The record is from RefSeq and is a predicted model, not a curated record. Gene Ontology annotation, biological process: defense response to other organism. NCBI's taxonomy places the organism in Eukaryota, Viridiplantae, Streptophyta, Magnoliopsida, Ranunculales, Papaveraceae. Gene Ontology annotation, molecular function: ADP binding. Bases 1 to 1353 code for a protein of 450 amino acids.